CUGGCUAUUCUGGACAACUUGGAUUGACUGCUGGCAACGCAGCAAGCUACAAUGGAAAAUCUACGGACUUUACUGGGAGCCAGAGGUAGAUUGAAGGCAACAAUUACUCGUAUUUCUGGAUAUGCGGAGCAUCCACCUGAGGGCUGCACCUUCUACGAUAUUGAUACAAAAUUGGACACGCUGGUUCAAGUUUGGAAGCAGUUUGUCAACCUUGGUGACGAACUUUAUAAAUAUGAAGAUGUGCAGGGAUAUGUCGAUCCAGCAAGUGACAACAAUGUAUAUGAGGAGCGCUUUGAACGAGCUUGUGCUCUUCUUAAGACACUGCACGCUGAGUACAAACCCCACAAACUGGAAGAAGCCAAUACCACAUCUAAUGUACAUGGGGAAGUAGAUAAUUCGCCCAUCCAAGGCAUUUUACAACAAAUACAGCAACAGUCUCAUAUACAAAUACAACAAUUACAGCAACAGUCUCAGAUGCAAAUGCAACAAAUGCAGCAGAUGCAAAUGGAGACUAUGGAGGCCUUAAUGCAACGACUGCUACCACGGCAGGUGGAUAACGAGUCACCGUCAGGCUCACAGCAAGGCGCAGGACCAUCAGUGAAGGAUUGGGAACUGCCACGGAUUCAUAUCACACCAUUUGAUGGAGAUUAUAAAGAAUGGCACGCAUUUAAGGGUCUAUUCGACAGUGCCGUUCACAGCAAGACAACGUUGACGAAUAUCCAGAAGUAUCAUCACUUAAAAUCUUGUUUAAAAGGAGAAGCUGCGAAACUUAUUCAGCAUCUGCCCUUAGCCGAUGCCAACUAUGAAGUAGCUUGGAAUUCAUUAGUUGACCGGUACGAGAAGCCUCGCUAUUUGGUAAACGUGUUGUUGCAUACAUUUACUGGACUGCCCAAGGUUGCGGAUCAAAACCCAGCAUCGCUUCGAUCGCUAACAAACGAAGCUGGUACCGUAAUUCGGGCAUUAGACGCCUCUGGACUAACGGAUCGGGAUUGUUGGCUGAUUUACUUGCUCAUGGCAAAGGUUGAUGACACCACACGUCGUGAAUGGUACGAAAAGAGUCAAGAUAUAGCAAAUCCUACGAUAACGCAGUUGCUCAAGUUCCUGGAUGCACGUUGUGAUCGGCUGGAGCUCAGUCAAUCUGCAACUACGACAAGCAGCAAGCCUAGACAGGACAGAGGUACCAGGAACGCACAUGCGCUACUCGCCACUUCAGAGCGCUGUGCAAAGUGCAACAAGGAACACGCAUUGAUGGCAUGUACACAAUUUUUGGAUUUAUCUAUUCAGCAGCGAUAUGCCUUUGCAAAGUCCAAACACAUGUGCUUUAAUUGUUUGAGACUUGGCCAUGGAGUGAGCGCUUGCACAUCGAAGUCAUCUUGUAAGCAUUGCAAGCGCCGACAUCACUCACUCUUGCACUUCGACCAACGUAACACUAAGGACAAAGAUGACCCACAGCAACAUCAGCAGGAUGAUUCAAAUGAGGCACCAGGUGCUAGCACAGUAGUAGCACUGACGAACGCCGUUAAUACUUCAAAAGGUGGCAAGGGUGCAAAUAUGAGAAGUACACUGCCAACGGCUCAGGUGUAUGUGCGCAAUUCUCGAGGACAAGACGUUGUUUGCCGCAUAUUGUUGGACUGCGGCUCGGAGUUGUCCUACGUUUCGGAACGGUGUAUCCAGACAUUGGGUCUGGCCCGUUCACACUCUCGCAUCUCUAUAUCUGGAAUAUCAUCAAUCAAGGCAGAAACAACAAGAGGGCUCUGUUCACUACACAUCAAGUCGCGAGUGUCAGAUGCAUCUCUUGUGGUCAAGGCACACGUGCUUGGAAACAUUACUUCGACACUGAUGAGAGAAACUAUAAAUGCAGCAGACCUCUCUAUGUUUAGCGGCCACACCCUGGCAGACGCCGCAUUUAAUACCAACGCUUCAAUCGACAUUUUGCUUGGCAACGAUCACAUUUGGACGGUUCUUACUGGAGAUAAGUUGUGUAAUCUUCAGGGGAACACAAUUGCUAUUGAUUCAAUAUUUGGAUGGAUCAUCACAUCAGUGGCAGGAGCGUGUACAACUACAACUACGUCACUCCUAGCUACCAUGGACAUCAACACAUUGUUGCAACGGUUUUGGGAACUGGAAGAACUUCCAUCGUUCACGUCUGCCAAUAAAGAAGAUGAGUUAUUGGAGACUCAUUUCGUCCAAACACACUCCCGUAAUGCCGAAGGGAGAUACAUCGUCGAGCUACCAUUUAAGCAAGGAAACCCAGAGUUUGCAGACACCUAUCAUGGAGCCAAGUCUCGCUUCUUGGCAGUUGAACGUCGUUUAAUGAGGGAUGCAGUUUUACGAUCGAAGUAUGUGCAAUUUAUGAGGGAGUACAUACAACUGGAUCACAUGAAAGAGGUGGAUGCAGAAGAAGACGCCACUUCGAAAAAGGUUUUCUACAUGCCGCACCAUCCAGUGCUAGGUGCAAAGCUGCGUGUGGUAUUUGAUGGCUCAUUUCAAGACCAAGAUGGUCGGUCUCUAAACGAUGCGCUUCAUAUUGGUCCAUGUAUACAACGCAAUCUCUUCAACGUAUGCAUGAGGUUUCGAAUGCACAAGUUUGUAUUUUCGGCUGAUAUUGUGAAGAUGUUUAGACAAAUUUUGGUUGCAUCUAAACAUCAGGACUUUCAACGAAUAUUAUGGAGAGAACAUCCAUCAGCACCAUUGAAACACUUCAAACUCUGCACAGUUACAUACGGGACUGCGUCUGCGCCAUUCCUCGCAGUCCGGGUGUUAGAACAACUUGCCAAGGACCACGAGCAUGAGUUUCCUAGAGCAGCUAAGAUAUUACUUGAGGAUUUCUACGUGGACGAUGUAUUAACAGGAGCCAUGACAGAGGAAGAACUUAUAAACAUUCAAACUGAGCUGGUUGCACUCAUGUCACGUGCGCAAUUGGAAUUGGGAAAAUGGAUCUCAAAUAGCACACGUCUAUGCACCGCGCAAGGUGAUAGAGGCAACAUGUCAACAGCAACAUCUAAGGUAUUAGGACUACAUUGGGAUCCUGGAGAAGACAACCUUGCAUACAACAUUGUAUUAUCGGAGACUGCAAGCUGUACAAAGCGACAAGUGCUAUCCGAUGUAGCACACAUUUUUGAUCCUCUGGGCAUUUUGGCACCAGUGGUAGUCCAAUUCAAGAUUCUACUGCAAGAACUUUGGUUGCUUGAUUUGGAUUGGGACUCUGAACUUCCGAUGAAACAGGCGCACUCUUGGCAGAUAUAUCGCAAGGACAUUUCGUCGCUACAACAGCUCAAGAUACCUCGCUUCAUAGACAGUCACAUGGAUCACAUCGAGUUACAUGCAUUCUCAGACGCUUCGCUUAAGGCAUACUCUGCGGUCGUCUACAGCAGAGUUGAGUAUAGUGACGGCUCUAUAGGAGUAUAUCUUGUUGCUGCUAAGACUCGCGUCGCACCUUUAAAACUAGCAACGCUGCCACGCCUCGAGCUGUGUGGAACUCUACUGCUGACUAGACUUGUUAAGGCAAUUCAAGCUAGUUUGGGCAAGAAGGAAGUGAAGGUAUAUGCAUGGUGCGAUUCUACAAUCGUAUUGUCCUGGCUGUCAAAUCAACCCUGUAAAUUGAAGAUGUUCGUAGCCAAUCGUACGGCAGAAAUACUUGAGACAAUCCCACGGGACGCUUGGAGGCAUUGGAAGGGACCGUCCUGGCUACAUGAUUCCCAGGAGUGUUUGGAGAUGCUUCGACGAUCAAAAUUCUGCUGUUCUAUCGUGCCGCCAGCAGCAGAAGCGGAAUUCAAGGCCAAUAUUCUGACGGUAACGGAGGACAUGGCAUCGUCCCCCUUUGAUGCUUUACUUACUAGAGUAUCAUCAUGGCUGCGACUGAUUCGAAUCAUCGCAUACGUCCGGCGCUUUGUACAUCGCGUCCGAUCAAGAAACUCACUUCAUUCAGCAGCCUUGACAUUCCACGAAAUUGACGCAGCACGAAAGUUUUGUCUAGGGCAAGCACAAAACGCAUUUGUUGUUGAUCGGCAGCGCUUGUUGAAGAAGCAACCGCUGCAGCACCGUUCCAAGUUGAGCAAGCUAGCUCCAUUUGUUGACCAGGAUGGCCUUAUUCGAGUUGGAGGACGCUUAGAAAACUCUUACCUAUCUAGAGAUGCCAAACACCCAAUUGUACUACCUAACCAUCAUCGACUAGUUGAGCUGUUACUGAAGCAUGAGCAUCAGUUCAACCUUCAUCCUGGAGUUUCGGCAAUGUUUGCUAUAAUUCGUCAGAAGUACUGGAUACUUGGAUCCAGAAACCUCAUCCGACGAAUCACGCAUGAAUGUCUAAACUGUUUCAAGCAGCGUCAUCAUACUACACAACAGCUUAUGGCUAACUUACCUGCCACUCGCGUGCGGCAGGCCUUUACAUUCGAGCACAUUGGAGUCGAUUAUGCUGGACCUAUCUUGCUAAAGGUACACAAGGGACGCAACCCGCGUAAAGAGAAGGGCUACAUUUGUCUCUUUGUAUGCAUGGUGACAUCAGCACUUCAUCUAGAAUUGGCAACUGACCUAAGCACAGACACCUUUCUGGCAGCCCUCAGACGUUUUAUGGCCCGCCGUGGGAAGCCUGCCGAAAUGUAUAGCGACAAUGGACGUAACUUCGUCGGUGCUAAGCGCACAUUAAAUGAGAUGUCACAACUUCAUACUUCACGCGAGCAUAAUGAAGUGGUAGCGAGGAAAUUGGCGGAGCAAAGCAUCAAGUGGAAUUUCAUCCCACCAUAUACUCCACAUUGGGGUGGAAAAUGGGAGUCUGCUGUACGUUCCGUGAAGCUACACUUGCGACGAGUGAUCGGAAAUACAGUGAUUACAUUUGAACAGAUGCGCACUCUGCUUACACAAAUAGAAGCAGUCGUGAACUCCCGUCCAUUAUGCGCAACUUCGGACACAGAAAUUGGAUUCUUGUCACCAGCACAUUUUCUGAUCGGACGGACGUACACUGCAGUUCCAGAUGGGAGCUACGCAGAGGUACCAACCAAUCGCUUGGGAUAUUGGCAACAUACUCAGGCAAUGCUUCAAGGAUUUUGGAAGCGUUGGCAGCAGGAAUACUUAACGGCAUUGCAGCAACGACCCAAAUGGUCUACCAAGAUGCCUAACAUAUCCCUUGGAGACAUUGUACUCAUCAAGGAUUCGCAUACGCUUCCAGCAACAUAGAACUUAGGACGCGUAAUCGAAGUGUACCCAGGAGAGGAUGGAUUAGUACGGGCAGUUAAACUCAAGGUCGUUUCUGGAGAGAUUAUACGACCAAUCACGAAGAUAGCAGCUCUACCACAUUCUGAAACGGAGUUUCAGGGGGGGCCGGGAUGUUGAGAAACCAUUUGUCAUUUUUUUGCACAUUUAUCAUUUUUUAGCAUAUUUGUCAUUUUUUAGCAUAAUUUGUAGCUUUCAUUAUUAUCGGCGAAUGAAGAGCCGCAUCGAGAUCAAUUAUCGGUUAAGUCGAUUAACUUAUGUUAGUAUUCAGUAAGCAAACGAACGGACAAGUUGAGCGUACCAGCAAUUGGCUGUUAUAGUUCAUAUAAAAUAAAGAAAUGUUUAAUUAUUCA
Molecule: messenger RNA, 5561 nt
Organism: Drosophila mojavensis
Lineage: Eukaryota; Metazoa; Arthropoda; Insecta; Diptera; Drosophilidae
Exons: 2
Coding region: 52-5172 (1706 amino acids)
Biological process (GO): DNA integration
Molecular function (GO): nucleic acid binding
Source: RefSeq, a predicted model, not a curated record